AUGGGUCGAGGCAAAACGCCGCACGGACUCGUGCCCAACGCGAGAGCGCGCAGAAUCGCGUACGAGAAGAGGAAGAAGGGCCUGAUGAAGAAAGCCCGGGAGUUCUCCGUCCUCUGCGGCGUCGACACCUGCGUCGUCGUCUUUCCCGAGGCAGCGGCGGCCGGCGGCGACCGCCCGACUGCGCCGGAGGUCUGGCCGCCGGAUAGCGGGGAGGCCAGGCGCAUCAUCGAACGCUACAGAUCCGCUGGCCGGAAGGAGAAGAAGCUCGACCUCGGCGGGAAGGGAGCUCUUGAAGACUUUUCGAAGAGCCAACUGAGGUCGCUCCUGAGCAUUCUUGGCGACCGGGUCGACCUCGCGAAGCGAAGCUCGCCGCGAUGA
Molecule: messenger RNA, 378 nt
Organism: Eucalyptus grandis
Lineage: Eukaryota; Viridiplantae; Streptophyta; Magnoliopsida; Myrtales; Myrtaceae
Product: agamous-like MADS-box protein AGL82
Exons: 1
Coding region: 1-378 (125 amino acids)
Biological process (GO): positive regulation of transcription by RNA polymerase II
Molecular function (GO): RNA polymerase II cis-regulatory region sequence-specific DNA binding; DNA-binding transcription factor activity, RNA polymerase II-specific; protein dimerization activity
Source: RefSeq, a predicted model, not a curated record